AACAUUAGAGUCUCCGUCCCUCCUUGUUGCUAUCUAAACACUCUCCAAGUUGCUCAGGAUUUUUGGACUUUUCACUACACCGCUGUCACACUUUAAGAUUAAUGAGCUGAUAAACACUUUUUUAGGGGUGGCCAUAUUGUAAACGGUGCCGGCCUGCUCCGCUCACCCGGUGUUAACAGUCAUUACAUCACCGAAAGCACGGUAAAAAAAAAAAAAAAAAAAAAAAUGUCCAGGAGAUGCUCUAUUGUUUGCUGGUAAAAACCGGGCCGUGAUGCAGCGGCCCGCCGCCCACACGGCACACAUGGCGACCGGCCGCUUUCUGGGCUCCACAUCCAGAAUUUACCCCCCGUUAAGACACAACAAUACCACAUAUCCUCUGUUAGUUUUUUUCUUCCCACAGUAUUUCUUGGAAAAAUAAUGCGCUUCUCACAGCCGCCACCAGGCCCGGGCUCCUUAUUGGCCGUUUUGAGUCACAUGACCAGGAAUUGGCUGCAAUUUCGCCCCAUAGUUGUUCAGUUUAGCCUACCCAGGUCCCCAUACGCUAGUAAUAUCACCAAUAUACACAAUUAUUAUAUGGACCCCGCAAAUACGCCAUUGCGGUCGAGAGUCUACGUGAUCCUGUGUUUUUUCUUUUGCUUUUAUUUUUUUAGAAGCCAUAUUGAAGUGUGCGUUUUUUCUUUGUAUUGUUAUUAUUUUGGGGAAGGGAUUGUUCGGGGUCUCGCCGUCUGAGGUGAAACCGGUCUGAGGGAAGCUAUGAAUUUUGAAUUUGAGAGGGAGAUCGGUUUUAUAAACAGCCAGCCGUCCCUAGCAGAGUGCCUGACGUCCUUCCCCGCCGUCCUGGAGUCAUUUCAAACUUCAUCAAUCAAGGAGUCGACAGUAAUUCCGCCUCCCUUCGAGCAAACCAUCCCCAGCCUCAGCCCCUGCACAGCCAGCCAGCCGAGACAGGCUGCCAGGAGCCAGCACAACCGGAGAGCUUCCACUAGCAAUGGCCUGCAUACGCACCACCGAGCCACCCAACAGCCCUGCCCGCCUGGCCAGGCCCCUGCCCCGGCUACGGCCACCCCGGCCGGCCCGCUGGCCCACGAGUUCCCCUGGAUGAAGGAGAAAAAAUCAUCCAAGAAGUGCCCGAAGCCUGGGAGCGGCUCCAGCGGCGGCGGGUCCAUCGUCCCCGCCGCCUCGUCCUCGCCGUCCCCCGCCGCCUCUGGGUACGCAUCGGCGGGCAUCGAGUCACCCACAGACCCAAACCAGGCGGCCCUGGACGGAGGAGGCGCCGGGUCCCGCAGGUUGCGGACGGCCUACACCAACACCCAGCUGCUGGAGCUGGAGAAGGAGUUCCACUUCAACAAGUACCUGUGCCGCCCCCGCAGGGUGGAGAUUGCUGCCUUGCUGGACCUGACCGAGCGGCAGGUCAAAGUCUGGUUCCAGAACCGACGGAUGAAGCACAAACGGCAGACCACGCACCACCGGGAGGGCGGGGGAGGUCACGAGUCAGGCGACCCGGGCGGGUUUGAACCGCUGGAAGGAGCGGACGCCUCCUCUCCGUACUCCAGCCAGCCGCUGGAAGCCUCGGGCACCGGGGGGGCUUCGGAGGGCGAGCGAGGGAGCAGCAAUCCAUCAUCGGCCGCAGCUGCUGCCGCGCCCACCGCCUACGCUGACAGCGGGGACAAUGCACAGCCCACACCGGAGGAGGGAGGCCAUGCGAGCCGCACUGAGCCCCAGGCGCUGCCCGCAGCCUCUGGCUCCUCCCCGGUGGGGUUCACCGCGACGACCGCCGCCAACAACGCGGCACCGGGGACGAUGCAGUUCGACGAGGCCGAGCGCGGCGGUCCGACCACGGUAGCAGCGCCUCCCGGACCCGAUGUGUCGUUCUCAGAACAGCGAGACUCCUCCGUGACGUCCUCCUCGUCCUCGUCGUCCUCCUCCGCUCCUCCCGCCACCUCCUCCGCCCUGCCGGAACUGAACUUAUUCGGCGGAGACACCUGCCUGUCGCCCAGCCUGCAGAGCUCCCUGGACAGCCCGGUGGACUUCUCCGAGGAGGACUUCGACCUGUUCACUAGCACACUGUGCACCAUAGACCUGCAGCACCUCAACUUCUGAGACAUGAAAAAAACAA
Molecule: messenger RNA, 2113 nt
Organism: Myripristis murdjan (pinecone soldierfish)
Lineage: Eukaryota; Metazoa; Chordata; Actinopteri; Holocentriformes; Holocentridae
Gene: hoxb2a
Product: homeobox B2a
Exons: 2
Coding region: 754-2097 (447 amino acids)
Biological process (GO): regulation of transcription by RNA polymerase II
Cellular component (GO): nucleus
Molecular function (GO): RNA polymerase II cis-regulatory region sequence-specific DNA binding; DNA-binding transcription factor activity, RNA polymerase II-specific
Source: RefSeq, a predicted model, not a curated record